Messenger RNA from Phytophthora sojae, 1935 nucleotides. RefSeq lists its product as hypothetical. The record is from RefSeq and is a predicted model, not a curated record. Lineage: Eukaryota; Oomycota; Peronosporomycetes; Peronosporales; Peronosporaceae. Gene Ontology annotation, cellular component: cytoplasm; SUMO activating enzyme complex. Gene Ontology annotation, biological process: protein sumoylation. Gene Ontology annotation, molecular function: SUMO activating enzyme activity. The transcript is spliced from 2 exons. Bases 1 to 1881 code for a protein of 626 amino acids.
AUGGCGGGAAGCUUGGCCACGGCCUUGGGCGAGGACCUGCGCGGCAAGGUGCAGAGCGCCAAGAUCCUCGUGGUGGGCGCCGGCGGCAUCGGCUGCGAGCUGCUCAAGAACCUGGUGCUCAGCGGCUUCGUGGACAUCCACCUCAUCGACCUGGACACCAUCGACGUGUCCAACCUGAACCGCCAGUUCCUCUUCCGCUCGCAGCACGUGGGCCAGUCCAAGGCGCUCGUGGCGCGCGAGAUCGCCAUGGAGUUCAACCCCAAGGCCCAGAUCACGGCGCACCACGGCAACAUCAAGAGCAGCCAGUUCGACAUCGACUACUUCCAGCAGUUCGCGCUCGUGCUCAACGCGCUGGACAACGUGGACGCCCGCAAGCACGUGAACCGCCUGUGUCUGGCCACCAACACGCCGCUCAUUGAGAGCGGCACCACGGGCUACCUGGGCCAGGUCUCGGUCAUCAAGAAGGGCGAGACCGAGUGCUACGAGUGCACGCCCAAGGUCACCCAGAAGCAGUACCCGAUCUGCACCAUCCGCAGCACACCCGAGAAGAUGGUGCACUGCAUCGUGUGGGCCAAGGAGUGCUACAAGCUGCUGUUCGGCAAGACGGAGGACUCGAUGCUGUGGGAGGACCCCGCCAACGAGGACAAGUCGGCCUUCAUGGACCUCGUCACGCGCUCGCCCAACAUGAAGUUCGAUGGCGUGGGCAAGCUGCAGGAGUAUGCGUGCGGCGUCUUUCGCGGUCUUUUCGACUUUGAGAUCAAGAAGAGACUGGAGAUGAAGACGUACAAGACAGCGGCAAAGCGCCCUAGUCCGCUUGUGCUGGAGGAGAUCGUGGGCGCGGAUAUCGUACAGGCUAUCAACCUGAACGACGCUGCGGCCAAGAAGCAGGCGGAAAACGGAAAGGUCUGGAGUGACCGCGACGUGUGGAGCGUCUCGGAAUGCGUGACGCGCUUCGUCUCGUGCAUCGUCCGAAUCCUGAACAGCGAGCAGGCGCGCGCCAACCUGGGCAGUUAUGAGUUCGACAAGGACGACGCCACCGCUAUGGAGUUUGUGACUGCGGCGGCAAACCUGCGCGCCUUCGUGUUCUCUAUCCCGAUGGAGUCGCUGUACAGCUGCAAGGGCAUCGCCGGUAACAUUAUCCCGGCCAUCGCCACCACGAACGCGAUCGUGGCGGGAUUCCAGGUGCUGGAAGCGUUCCGUAUUCUCCAGGCCGCCAAGCCCGUGGGCGAGGCGUGCAAGUACACGCACUGCAACCGUUCGUGGAACGCUAAAGGCGAGCUGCUGCAGCCGACCAAUCUUGAGAAGCCGAAUCCGCAAUGCUACGUGUGCUCCAAGCACACGGUGGAGCUGGCCGUCGACACCAACCGCAUGCUGCUGCGUGACUUGGUCGAGCAAGUGCUGAAGAAGAAGCUGGGUGUGAACGAGCCCACCAUUUCGAUUGGCGCCAACACGAUCUACGAAGAAGGUGAGGACGCCGAGGAGAGUUUGGCUGUGAACCUGGAGAAGAAGCUCGCGGACCUCCCUGGCAAGGGCAUCCACCAUGAAACCACGGUAUCAGUUGAGGACUUCUCGCAGGAUUUUCGUUGCAACAUCCGCGUACUGCAUCGCGACGCGAAAGAGUUUGGCGAGGAGGCCACGGAGCUCUUCGCGCUGGGCGGUGACAUCGCCAAGUUGGCAGCGGACCUGAAAGAGGAGGAGGCCAAGCAAGCUGCGCUCAAGUUGGCCGCCGCUUCCGGCCAAGGCCAGGACGAGGAGGACGACGACGACUUUGAGAUGGUAGACCCGGUGGAUGCCCCCGCGCACAAACGCAGCAGGCAGGAGGACGCAGCCGAAGGCGCGGCUGCCAAAAAGGCCAAGUCGGACGUGGUGGAUCUGCUCUAGAUUAUCGAGCGUAGUCGUCGUUGCUUAAAUGGCAUACUUACAACUCCCUGGCUU